CUCAUAAUAUUAAUAUUAUACUUCAAUAAGCCCUCAGUCCACACUCAACAAACCAGAAAAGAAAAAGAAGAGACCUUUGAUCUUCUUUCAACCUGUUAAUAAUGGCAAGUUCCAAUCUUUUUUGCAGCCCAACAACCACACUUACAAAAUCCCAAUUACCAAUUGAGUUUUUCAACUCAAUUUAUCACAAACAUAAUCAUCUCAAGAGUAAAGAACAUGGGCAUGUCAAGAAACAUGGUGUUACAUCAAUAUAUUCUUCAUCAAAGAUCAAAGCUUUAUUGACCGAACCGCGGUCGGAUAAUAAGAAGAAGAAUAUAAGGGUGUUGGUGGCAGGUGGUGGGAUUGGUGGGUUGGUGUUUGCUUUGGCUGCAAAGAGAAGAGGGUUUGAAGUUGUGGUGUUUGAGAGGGAUUUGAGUGCUAUUAGAGGUGAAGGACAGUAUAGAGGCCCGAUUCAGAUACAGAGUAAUGCUUUGGCUGCUUUGGAAGCUAUUGAUUUGGAUGUUGCUGAUCAGGUUAUGCAGGCUGGUUGCAUCACUGGUCAGAGGAUUAAUGGGUUGGUUGAUGGUGUUUCUGGGAAUUGGUAUAUCAAGUUUGAUACAUUCACUCCUGCGGUGUCAAGGGGUCUUCCGGUCACUAGAGUUAUAAGUCGAAUGACGUUACAAAGGAUUUUAGCCGAAGCUGUUGGGGAAGAUAUUAUUUUAAACGGUAGCAAUGUAGUCAGCUUUGAAGAUCACGGUGAAAAGGUUUCGGUGACUCUUGAAGAUGGACAACAAUUUGAAGGUGAUCUUCUAGUUGGUGCUGAUGGAAUAUGGUCAAAGGUCCGGAAGAAUUUGUUUGGGCCGAAGGAUGUAACGUACUCUGGUUAUACAUGUUACACUGGAAUAGCUGAUUUUAUACCACCAGAUAUCGACACUGUUGGGUAUCGGGUGUUUUUAGGGCACAAACAGUACUUUGUUUCUUCUGAUGUUGGUGGUGGGAAGAUGCAGUGGUAUGCAUUUCACAAAGAACCAGCUGGUGGUACCGAUAAACCUAAUGGUAAAAAGGAACGUCUUCUUCAAAUCUUUGGAGGCUGGUGUGAUAAUGUGGUGGAUUUGUUGCUUGCAACCGAUGAAGAAGCAAUUUUAAGACGUGAUAUAUUUGACCGCAUCCCUAAGUUUACAUGGGGAAAGGGCCGUGUAACCCUGCUUGGAGACUCGGUUCAUGCAAUGCAGCCUAAUUUGGGUCAAGGAGGUUGCAUGGCAAUUGAGGAUAGCUAUCAACUAGCUCUUGAGCUUGAUAAAGCUUGGAAAAAAAGUACCGAGUCAGGAGCACCUAUUGACAUUAUAUCUUCCUUAAGGAGAUACGAAGAUGCGAGAAGACUACGGGUUGCGGUUAUACACGGGUUAGCAAGAAUGGCUGCAAUAAUGGCAUCAACUUACAAGGCUUAUUUGGGUGUCGGGCUUGGCCCAUUGUCGUUUUUAACAAAUUUCAGGAUACCACAUCCCGGGCGAGUUGGUGGAAGAUUUUUCAUUGAUAUUGGAAUGCCUUUGAUGCUUAGUUGGGUUCUCGGUGGCAAUGGUUCAAAACUUGAAGGGAGACCACAGUCCUGCAGACUCACUGAUAAAGCAAGUGAUGAACUGCAGAAAUGGUUUAACGAUGACGAUGCUUUAGAACGCGCUCUUAGUGGCGAAUGGUUUUUACUUCCGGUUGGAAGUUCAAACGCUGAUUCAGAGCCUGUUCGACUAAGUCGUGAUGAGAAACAGCCUUGUAUAGUUGGGAGCGUGCCUCACACGAGUAUUCCCGGCAAUUCAAUAGUGAUCUCUUCCCCAGAGGUUUCAAAAUUGCAUGCUCGAAUAAGCUGCAAAGACGGCGCCUUUUUUGUUACUGAUUUAAGGAGUGAACAUGGUACCUGGAUUACCGAUAAUGAGGACAGGCGAUAUCGUGUGCCUCCAAACUUCCCAGCUCGUUUUCACCCCUCGGAUGUCAUCGACUUUGGUGCAAAUAAGAAGGUAGCGUUUCGGGUAAAGGUGAUGAGAUACCCACCAAAGAUUUCCGAAGGGGCAGGGGACCGUGUUCUUCAAGCGGUUUAAAAACUUGUCGACCCCACAUCGGUUUUUACGUCAAUUUAUACUAUGUGAAAAUUGUACAGCAUUGUAGCAGUUACAAGCAGCAACACAGAAAGGGCUAGAGAUUUUGGCCUCAUUUUUCAAUUUGUAGCAAGUUGUUGAAUUAAUCAUCGAUUAUUUCUGGUAUGUAUAGAUACUUAUAAAGAUGCUACAUGGAAUGAUAGCCAGUUUUGCUACCUACAAGGUA
Helianthus annuus (common sunflower) is the source of this 2292-nucleotide messenger RNA. RefSeq names its product zeaxanthin epoxidase, chloroplastic. The record is from RefSeq and is a predicted model, not a curated record. The coding region runs from base 102 to 2069 and encodes 655 amino acids. The transcript has 16 exons. Gene Ontology annotation, biological process: abscisic acid biosynthetic process. NCBI's taxonomy places the organism in Eukaryota, Viridiplantae, Streptophyta, Magnoliopsida, Asterales, Asteraceae. Gene Ontology annotation, molecular function: FAD binding; zeaxanthin epoxidase activity; protein binding. Gene Ontology annotation, cellular component: chloroplast; membrane.